CCCCGAAGUCGGGGGCCUGUUGGGGAGCACCCGGCCGAUCAGGGUAGACGGGCGAUCGCGAAAAGGUGGAUUUCCUAACUUCUCCCUGCAGCCGGUCUGACAACCGCUAUGUGUGCCAGGCAUCAGCGUUUGCUUGCCACCUUCACACCUUCCCGGCUGCGCUCCAAGUAGCUUUGAGAUUGAAUGGUGGUGAUUCAGGCAGUAUGGUGCUUUGAGACAUGGGAGUCCAAAGCCCGCAAUUCUGAGAAGGAACCUUUUAUUGUCCCACCUCAGUUUCUCCGUUUUCCGCAGUGGUCAUGAGUGAGCAUUGCGCCAUGAACCUGAAAAUCACUAUAUUCCAGUAAUCCUAAAACGUAGGAAGUGCUAUGGGAACUAAGCUUAGGCAGAUGGGGACCCAAGACUGGCAUGCUACGGGCUCGGGGAGGGGGUUGGAGUGCAUGGAAUCCAAACAAAAAGAUGGUAACGAAAUGAUGCUGGAUGUUAGAUGAGUUAAGAGUUAUUAAAAUAAGACUGAGCUGGAACUCAGUGGUAAUGCCCUCGCCUAGCAGCUGAGGAUUCCAUCCUCAGCACUGUAAAUAAAUAAAUAAGACCAGACUCGGGAGCAGUAGCCCCUGUAGUUAAUAGCUAUGGGGAGGUUGAAGCAGGAGAAUUGCUUGAACUCAGGAUUUCAGGGCCUGCCUAGACAACACAGCAAAGACCCUACCUCUUAAAUUUUAAAUUAAAAAAAAAAAAAGCAAGGCAGGAAAAGGUAAGGAGGUCAGGAGUGGGGCAAAUGAGCGACAGACACGCGAGGCUAUGUGAGGGACAUAAGACAGACAAAGGCCAGCCGAACAAAAGAAAUAGCCUCAAAAAAGUCCCAAAGUGGCAGCAAUAGCAGGAGGGCAGUAAGGCUGGCAGAGUGAGGAAAUGGAGGCAGAGAUGAUCGGGGAGGAAGACAGAUCUUGUGUGAUCAGGUGAGAAGUUCAGCUUUUGCUCUGAGGGAAAUGGGUAUCCCAGGGGAGGUGUUUGCCCCAAGGAGUGAAUUAGUAAAGAUGCCCCAAAAUGCCAAAAACAAAUUGAGUGGAAAAGCAAAGGGGGCCUGACCACAAAUGGGGUUGGGGGAAAGGGCUGAGAGCACCAGGACUGUGGAGUCCUAGAGGACGAUCAGGGCCAGUUUGAGUUUUUUAGGAAGAUUCUCCCUGGUCACCUUAUUGAGAGUGGAUCAGAAGGGGAGGCUGAGGCUAGGAGUCAGGGGGAGAAAAGGACAUGACCAGGAUGAGCAGGGUAGGGAGGUGGUAGGUGGGAGAAACACUCAGGAGGCUAAGGAGAGAGGCCAUGGGGUUAGUGGGGUGAGACGGGAGGGAGAGAUGUUUCCAUGGUAAGGCCAGUGAAUGGGGACAGUAGGGUCACCCUUCCUGGGGGGCGGGGUGCAGGAAGAAGGGUAGGUUUAGAGAGACACAGAGGUCAGUGCAGGACCCAAUGGAAAGAGCCUGUGGGAUGUCCAGAGGAACUCGUGGAGACUAUGGGAUCUCCAAGUUGGGGUUCAGGAGAGAAGCCAAGUCUGAGGACAGAGAUGCCGGCACCAUCCAUACUUUUGGCUCCUGCCCAAGACUCUUUGCUUCAGUCUCAGUUACGCCACCCCUGUCUUUAGCCUAACUCUGAGCAAUGCUGGGCAUUUCUGUGUCUUCUGGUGCCUGCCUGUGCACCUUUCAUCAUGCUUAGGCCCAGCCAUGGAAUUGGCCGAGGGGGAGAAUAUACACACAGAGCUGACUCCCACUUGGCACCCUCUCCCCCAGAGCUGGAAAUGGUCAAAGCCCGGAACCAACUGGAUGCUGUCCUGCAGUGUCUGCUGGAGAAGAGUCACAUGGACAGGUUGGGACCUGCUCCAGCUGGGUUCAAAGGGCUGGGAGCCCUGGGUAGGUGUGGGUGGGACCCCAGAGGAGAAAGGUGUCUCACAGGGAAGCUACUCCUGGUUGUCCCACUCUGGGCCCUUGGCGUCCUGAGCCCACAGUUCUCUUCUGCUACCAGGGAGCGUCUGGAUGAGGAAGCCGGGAAAACCCCCUCGGAUACCCACAACAAGGAUUGCUCCAUCGCAGCCACUGGCAAAAGGCCAUCUGCCCGCUUCCCCCACCAGCGGAGGAAGAAGAGGAGGGAGAUGGAUGAUGGGCUGGCUGAGGGAGGGCCUCAGCGAUCCAACACAUAUGUGAUCAAGCUGUUUGACCGGAGUGUGGACUUGGCCCAGUUCAGUGAGAAUACACCUCUGUACCCGAUCUGCCGAGCCUGGAUGCGCAACAGCCCGUCAAUGCGGGAGCGGGAACGCUCACCCGGCUCACCACUGCCCCCACUGCCAGAGGACGAGGAGGGUUCAGAGGUCACCAACAGCAAGAGUCAGGAUGUGUAUAAGCUCCCUCCACCCACGGCCCCGGGACCACCAGGAGAUGCCUGCCGAUCCCGCAUUCCAUCGCCGCUGCAGCCUGAGACCCGGGGCACCCAAGAGGAUGAGCCCUCUGAGCCCGAACCUUCCCUCUCCACACUCAUCUUUCGCAACAUGCAGCGCUGGAAACGCAUCCGGCAGAGGUGGAAGGAGGCGUCUCAUCGGAACCAGCUCCGUUACUCAGAAAGCAUGAAGAUCCUACGGGAGAUGUACGACCGGCAGUGAUGUUCCGGGUUCCCCUUCCUUCCACCCAAAUAAACACACCUUGCCCCCACACUGGUCCGUGCUCCCGCCCCUCCUUCCUGGCCAGUCAUAAAGCACUUGGCACAGGUCUAG
Castor canadensis (American beaver) is the source of this 2749-nucleotide messenger RNA. NCBI's taxonomy places the organism in Eukaryota, Metazoa, Chordata, Mammalia, Rodentia, Castoridae. The record is from RefSeq and is a predicted model, not a curated record.